Lasiosphaeria miniovina is the source of this 4863-nucleotide messenger RNA. RefSeq lists its product as uncharacterized. Gene Ontology annotation, biological process: microtubule-based movement; spindle elongation; intein-mediated protein splicing. The transcript has 4 exons. Gene Ontology annotation, molecular function: ATP binding; microtubule binding; endonuclease activity. Lineage: Eukaryota; Fungi; Ascomycota; Sordariomycetes; Sordariales; Lasiosphaeriaceae. The coding region runs from base 1 to 4863 and encodes 1620 amino acids. The record is from RefSeq and is a predicted model, not a curated record. Gene Ontology annotation, cellular component: microtubule associated complex.
AUGUCAAGCGCAAAUAGCAUCAAGGUUGUGGCCCGAUUCCGCCCACAAAACAGAAUCGAAAUCGAGUCGGGCGGCCAGCCCAUUGUUAGCUUCGAUGGGGACGACACGUGCGUCAUAGAUUCUCGAGAAAACCAGGGCGCCUUCACCUUUGAUCGCGUGUUUGAUAUGUCAUGCAAGCAAUCGGACAUUUUCGACUUCUCUAUCAAGCCCACGGUCGACGACAUCCUCAACGGCUACAAUGGAACCGUCUUUGCCUAUGGCCAGACGGGCACCGGAAAGUCGUACACCAUGUAUGGGCCGGAUCCUACCUUCAAGUGCCUCAGCCCGGACACCGAGGUCCGUACAACCGAGGGUGACAAGCCCAUUCGAGACAUCACCAUCGGCACAAAGCUGUUCGGCAUCGACGGUCUUCCCGUCCUCUGCACGGCCGUGGACGACAUCAAGACAAGCUCGACUAUGAGAACCAUCAAGUACAGGGCGUGGAACUCAUUUGCGGAGACCUCUUUCGAGUGCACGUCGGACCACGUCCUGGCUCUUCAGGCUUGGGGUGUCCGACCUUACCUGCGUGCACACAAGAAGGAGAAGGAGAAGCGCAGGGUCAUAUGGUUCACACGAUGCGAUCGGACCGAGCUCGUGCGAGAGGCUACUGAUCUCCAAUGGGAUAAUCUACUAUAUCGGCUGUAUACUGAGGUAUGCCACAAGCUGGGUCGCCGUUCAACUGAUUCCGAGGCGCAUGAGUACAUCGAUGAAGGCAUAGACAAGUUUAUUGCCGAUCUAAGCUUAGACUCUCCCUCUUCUCCCGCCGAAUCGGGCUCAGAUUCUCCUUUCGGUCUCGCCUUCGAGUUAUUCAAUAGUUCAGUCCCGCCCGCUGAACUGUCAACUCUUGACAACGACGCACUCAUCCCGCUUCUCCGUGCCCGGCUGCACGUUUGCAUGGGCGAGCAGCUUGAGCGCCUUAUGCCCGAGCAAGACGAGAUACCUGACAAUGAUGAGCCCGAUCUCACUGUCGAUCUUGAUGAUUUUGCCGAGGCCCCAGAUGAGCACACUGGCGUGGCACUGGGUGAAUCUGGUAGCCCUUCGCGUAAAUUUAGAAAGCUGCAGUUUUCCUCGUCCAUCCACGCGUCCGACCCCUCAUGGCGUGCGUCCACUGCCGUGCCGUCGUCUCCGCCUACGAAUCCGAACGAGAGUCAGCCCAAGACAGCUCAGGACGAAAACCAACCCGGAGAGUCUCAAGGCUCUUCCUUUGCAGACACUUUACAGAUGGUCCGUAAGGAGGAUCACCUACAAAAGUUUGCUGCGGUGCGAGAGCAGCUAAAAACGAACUGCUCUCAUGCCGGAGGACCAUGCAAGGCCUUUCGGACCAUUUCCGUCAAUUUCGCCAACCAAGAUCAAGCUGAGCUUGCUCUCGAGCUACUAUCCGGGGACCAUUACCGUGUGGUCGACCCCUAUGCUGUCCAGCACGGCGAUCUCUUCACUAUGACUGUGGACGAGUACGAGACCUCUUGCCAGGGUGAAUUGGCCAAGAACAAGCGGAACCUCAAGCUGUUUCGGGCACCGACGCGGUCUAUCCCCUCGCAGGCGACUACGGCCAAUCUGCCCGUCGAUCCAUACUUCCUCGGGUUUUGGCUCGGCGAUGGAGACAAGGAAUCUGCCUCUGUCAUAAGUUCGGACUUGGAGAUCAAGUCAUACCUUCAGGCAAUGGUUGACCGUCUGAACAAGACCCGUCCGGACACUGCCGCCCCGAUGCACAUCACCGAACAUGUCAAGGUUUGGGCGGGUGACACAUGGAACAUCAACGGCAGAACGGGGAUCAACAAGGUGACCACCUGCCAGUGGAACAUUGCAACACCGAAUACUAGUGCAUGGUGGGAUCCUGUCCGUACCGGGCUACGCGACUUAGGGUUCAUGGUCGACAACAAACGCGUCGGUAUUCCCGAUGCGUACAUGAACGCAGAUGAGGAUACGCGCCUGGCUGUCCUCGCGGGUCUGCUGGAAUCAGACGGCACUUACGUGGGCGAUGGCAAUGGGGGCACGUACGUGUUCACGCAAAGCACGGAAGAGCACAAGAAGAUCGUCGAGGAUACCCGUAAGCUUGCACUUUCAUGCGGGAUCCAGUGCAGCCCCAUUACCGAGACCAAGCACGAAAACGGGUCGCCAAAGUUGAGGUUCGCCAUGACGAGGGGUAGCGAGAGAUUUCAACAUCACCUGCUGCUCCCUCGCAAGAAGAUGGGGGCUGCAAGGUUUUCAGAUCGCGUCAAUACGAACGCCCACAUCUUCGACGUCUCAGGGCAUCACGAGGGAGAAUACCGCGCGAUCGAGGUAUCCGGCGGCCUCUUCCAGCUGGCAGAUCACACUGUUGUGCACAACUGCACUUCCAUGACGGGCACCAACAUUGACGACAACGACGGUAGGGGCGUUAUCCCGAGAAUUGUCGAGCAGAUUUUCGCCAGCAUCCUGUCUAGCGCCGCCAAUAUCGAAUACACGGUCCGCGUCAGUUACAUGGAAAUCUACAUGGAGCGUAUCCGUGAUCUGCUCGCCCCGCAAAACGACAAUCUCCCCGUCCACGAGGAGAAGAACCGGGGCGUCUACGUCAAGGGGCUCCUGGAGAUUUAUGUGUCGAGUGUGCAAGAGGUCUUUGAGGUUAUGCGGAGGGGUGGCAACGCGAGGGCGGUCGCCGCAACCAACAUGAACCAGGAGUCUUCGCGUUCGCAUUCGAUAUUCGUCAUCACCAUCACGCAGAAAAAUGUCGAGACAGGCUCGGCAAAGAGCGGACAGCUCUUUCUGGUCGAUUUGGCAGGUAGCGAAAAAGUUGGAAAGACGGGUGCUAGUGGCCAGACGCUGGAGGAGGCAAAGAAGAUCAACAAGAGUUUGAGCGCCCUCGGCAUGGUCAUCAACUCUCUUACCGACGGCAAAUCGUCGCACAUCCCGUACAGAGACUCGAAGCUCACCCGUAUCCUGCAAGAGUCACUGGGUGGCAACAGCCGGACGACGCUAAUCAUCAACUGCUCUCCGAGCAGCUACAACGACUCCGAAACUCUGAGCACCCUCCGCUUCGGCAUGAGGGCCAAGUCGAUCAAGAACAAGGCCAAGGUCAACGCGGAACUCAGUCCAAAUGAACUCAAGGCGAUGCUGGCCAAAGCCAAGACACAGGUUACGACCUUUGAGAAGUACAUCUUCAAUCUCGAGGGCGAGGUGCAAGUAUGGCGUGCUGGAGAUACUGUGCCGAGGGAGAAAUGGGUCCCGCCGUUAGGUACGGACGGUGUCGCGGGAGUGAAAUCGGAAUCUCGGUCCGCUCGGCCCUCGACGCCCUCGCGACUGCUGCCCGAGAGGGCUGAGACACCAGCCAUCUCGGAACGCGCUGGAACUCCUAGUCUGCCGCUUGAGAAGGAUGAGCGGGAAGAGUUCCUGCGCCGUGAAAACGAGCUCCAGGACCAGCUCGCCGAGAAAGAAACAGUGGCUGCCACCAUCGAGAGGCAGCUGCGGGAAACAAAGGAGGAGCUCGCCGUCUUGAAAGAGCACGAUGGCAGGCUGGGCAAGGAGAAUGAGAGACUGACCAGUGAAGGCAACGAGUUCAAGAUGCAGCUAGAACGGCUGGCGUUUGAGAACAAGGAAGCGCAGAUCACCAUGGAUGGCCUGAAGGACGCCAACUCGGAGCUGACGGCCGAGCUUGAUGAAGUAAAGCAACAGAUGCUAGACAUCAAGAUGAGCGCCAAGGAAACGAGUGCUGUGUUAGACGAGAAGGAGAAGAAGAAGGCGGAGAAGAUGGCUAAGAUGAUGGCGGGCUUCGACCUCACUAGCGACGUCUUCAGCGUCAAUGAGAGGUCGGUUGCAGAUGCCAUUUCUCAGCUUGACGCCCUAUACGAAAUAAGCUCAACCGGUGAUCCCAUCCCGCCCGACGAUCUCAAGGCUCUGAAGGAAAAGCUACUUGAGACGCAGGGCAUUGUGCGGCAGGCCGAGCUGUCCACGUUCAGUGUGGCAUCAAGCGAGGCAGAAGCUCGCAAGAGAGCCGAGCUGGAGGCUAGGUUAGAAGCUCUGCAACAGGAGCACGAAGAUAUCCUCACCCGGCAACUCGGAGACGAGGACAGGGAGGAGGUCAAGGCCCUCCUCGCAAAGACGCUUUCGAAUAAGUCGAGCGCCCAGGUCGAGCUGGUCGAGGAGAUGAAGGCCGACAUCGUCCUCAGGACGACCGAGAACGAGCGCCUCAAGGCCCUUGUUGAAGACCUGCAGCGCCGUGCCAAGACCAACGGCCCGGCUGUGGCCAUGCCGAACGGCAAGACGGUGCAGCAGCAGCUGGCCGAGUUCGACGUGAUGAAGAAGAGCCUGAUGCGCGACCUACAGAACCGCUGCGAGCGCGUAGUCGAGCUGGAGAUCUCCCUGGACGAGACGCGCGAGCAGUAUAACAAUGUGCUCCGUAGCAGCAACAACCGGGCGCAGCAGAAGAAGAUGGCGUUCCUCGAGCGCAACCUCGAGCAGCUGACGCAGGUCCAGCGUCAGCUCGUCGAGCAGAACUCGGCCCUGAAGAAGGAGGUGGCCAUCGCGGAGCGCAAGCUGAUUGCGCGCAACGAGCGCAUUCAGAGCCUCGAGAGUCUACUGCAGGAGAGCCAAGAAAAGAUGGCGCAGGCGAACCACAAGUUCGAGGUCCAGCUCGCGGCCGUCAAGGACCGCCUGGAAGCGGCCAAGGCCGGCAGCACGCGCGGCCUCGGCUCGCCCACUGGUCUCGGAGGCUUCAGCAUAGGAAGCAGGAUCGCGAAGCCCCUCCGCGGAGGCGGCGAGCCGGCCGCCGCUACCAACCCUACGAUUGCGAGCCUUCAAAAUAACCCACCCGAGAAUAAGAGAUCGAGCUGGUUCUUUCAGAAGUCGUAA